Messenger RNA from Parnassius mnemosyne (clouded apollo), 1779 nucleotides. The record is from the annotation of a GenBank genome assembly. Lineage: Eukaryota; Metazoa; Arthropoda; Insecta; Lepidoptera; Papilionidae.
AUGAGUGCAAACAAAGAAUCGACUUCAAACAGCAUCAAGUUUACACCAAUGCCUAUGUCUGCGUUGCUUGCAAGUCUGAUGCCCUUACAAACUCAGCCUGAUACACCUGACUCCAGUUUUUCAUCUCAUAAUAGUGAUAGUGAUGACUCUGCUUGUGAAACAGUUGCAAAGAAAAGUCCGAUUCAAAGUAAAAUCACUAAGCAUUCGACCCCACUGCUCAAAUCACACAGUAAAGAAACCAAAAACGUCACUUCGGAUAAGAAAAUACACUGUGACAAUAAAGAGAAUUUUGAUGAGAAUUGGUCAAGUAGGACUUACCCAAGUAAAGAGAAUCGCAGUAUACAAAGCGCUAAUAAAAACACGAAAUUCAACCCAUUUAUAAAUUCAGAUGUAAAAAAACGAUCUGUAUUAUCUCUACACGACAACAAUGUUAAUAAUAUUAUAUCACAAGAAAGUAAUAUAGGCUCAGCCAUCAAAAAAACACCAGAGGUUUCAAAACCUCCAAAUCAUAAAACUAAAUCUGCCACUCCUAAGAUAAAAUCUGGUAUUCGAAAGUUUACACCAGGUUCCUCACGAAUGAGUCAGAAAAAAGCACAUUUGCAGAAUGUUGUACAAAACAGAGAUAAAGUUAGAUGUGAGUUAUUUGGUCAAAGUCAGACUAAGGAAAAUCCAAUAAAGCCAGAACAAAUGGCACCACCAUUGUCGGCACCACAAUCAACACCUAUUCCAAUACCUGCAACUCCAGUGAAUAGAAAACAGAUUCCUGCACCUUGUGUUGCCACACCUUCUUACCCACAGGGUGUGAUAGGCAAUGGUACAAAGAUAUUAUUUAAAACCACUAGUAUAAAAGACAAGAAAUAUAUGUAUAUUAAAAAAUUAGGCACAGGCGGUUCCAGUGAAGUUUACAAGGUACUUGAAGUUGGUACAUCAAAAGAAUAUGCAGUGAAGUGUGUAUAUUUAGCUACAGACCAGGAGCUGGCUCAGGGCUACAUUAAUGAAGUGAGACUGCUGCGUGAACUGCAAAAUUCAGACCGUGUAAUACGCUUGUAUGACUAUGAAUAUGACCGCACGAACCAAGUGCUGCGCAUGGUUCUUGAAGUAGGCGAGGCAGAUUUGUCUUCAUUCUUGCGAGGGCGCGGCGCUGGUUUACCGCCUGCACUAGUGCUACACUAUUGGGAGGAGAUGUUGCUUGCUGUUCUAUAUAUACAUGAGCAUGGCGUGAUCCACGCGGACCUGAAGCCGGCCAACUUCCUGCUGGUGUGUGGGCAGUUGAAGCUGAUCGAUUUCGGCAUCGCGUCGGCGAUCAGCGCCGACGCGACGAGCGUAGUGCGCUCACAGGCGGCCGGCACCUACUCCUACAUCAGCCCCGAAGCGCUCAUGGGCGGUGCCGGCGGCUACGGACGUGCGGACGAAGCCUCCACACCACCCAUCAAGAUCUCAUUUCGUUCAGACGUGUGGUCACUAGGCUGCAUACUGUACAGUAUGGUAUAUGGUCGCACGCCCUUUGGACACAUACCUAAUUUAGCGAAGCUAGCCGCCAUCCUCGACCCUAACCAUCGCAUUGAUUAUCCACCUGUUGACCAUUUGCCACCAUCACUGAUAGGGUCGCUAAAAUGGUGCUUGACAUAUAACGCGCGAGCGAGACCGUCAGUGCGUGAGUUACUAUCAGUGCGCCACUUGCAGCCGCCGCGAGCGCCACUACCGCAAACGUUGGUAGAAAAAGUACGGCCCCACUUAACACCCGAAGAGAUCAGGCUGCUUCAACGGGCACAAGUAUAG